GAGGACCUGCCGGAGAGCCAGUUCGCUUGUGCGGAGAGCCAGUUCGCUUAUCCUGGGGACAAAGAAAGAGGACCUGCCGGAGAGCCAGUUCGCUUGUGCGGAAAGCCAGUUCGCUUAUCCUGGGGACAAAGAAGGAGGACUUGCCGGAGAGCCAAUUCGCUUGUGCGGAAAGCCAGUUUGCUUAUCCUGGGUUCAAAGAAGGAGGACCUGCCGGAGAGCCAGUUCGCUUGUGCGGAGAGCCAGUUCGCUUAUUUUGGGGACAAAGAAGGAGGACCUGCCGGAGAGCCAGUUCGCUUGUGCGGAAAGCCAGUUCGCUUAUCCUGGGGACAAAGAAGGAGGACCUGCCGGAGAGCCAGUUCGCUUAUCUGGGGACAAAGAAGGAGGACCUGCCGGAGAGCCAGUUCGCUUGUGCGGAGAGCCAGUUCGCUUAUCCUGGGGACAAAGAAGGAGGACUUGCCGGAGAGGACUUGCCGGAGAGCCAAUUCGCUUGUGCGGAAAGCCAGUUUGCUUAUCCUGGGGACAAAGAAGGAGGACUUGCCGGAGAGCCAGUUCGCUUGUACGGAGAGCUAGAGGACCUGCCGGAGAGCCAGUUCGCUUGUGCGGAGAGCCAGUUCGCUUAUCCUGGGGACAAAGAAGGAGAACUUGCCGGAGUGCCAGUUCGUGCGCGGAGAGCGAGUUCGCUUAUCCUGGGGACAAAGAAGGAAGACCUGCCGGAGAGCCAGUUCGCUUGUGCGGAGAGCCAGUUCGCUUAUCCUGGGGACAAAGAAGGAGGACCUGCCGGAGAGCCAGUUUGCUUAUCCUGGGUUCAAAGAAGGAGGACCUGCCGGAGAGCCAGUUCGCUUGUGCGGGAAGCCGGUUCGCUUAUCCUGGUGACAAAGAAGGAGGACUUGCCGGAGAGCCAGUUGGCUUGUGCGGAGAGCCAGUUCGCUUAUCCUGGCGACAAAGAAGGAGGACCUGCCAGUUCGCUUGUGUGGAGAGCCAGUUCGCUUAUCCUGGGGACAAAGAAGGAGGACUUGCCGGAGAGCCAAUUCGCUUGUGCGGAGAGCCAGUUUGCUUAUAUCCUGGGUUCAAAGAAGGAGGACCUGCCGGAGAGCCAGUUCGCUUGUGCGGAGAGCGAGUUCGCUUAUUUUGAGGACAAAGAAGGAGGAAAUGAGGACCUGCCGGAGAGCCAGUUCGCUUAUCUGGGGACACAGAAGGAGGACCUGCCGGAGAGCCAGUUCGCUUGUGCGGAGAGCCAGUUCGCUCAUCCUGGGGACAAAGAAGGAGGACUUGCCGGAGAGCCAGUUCGCUUGUGCGGAGAGCCAGUUCGCUUAUCCUGGGGACAAAGAAGGAGGACCUGCCGGAGAGCCAGUUCGCUUGUGCGGAGAACCAGUUCGCUUAUCCUGGGGACAAAGAAGGAGGACCUGCCGGAGAGCCAAUUCGCUUGUGCGGAGAGCCAGUUUGCUUAUCCUGGGUUCAAAGAAGGAGGACCUGCCGGGGAGCCAGUUCGCUUGUGCGGAAAGCCAGUUCGCUUAUUUUGGGUGCAAAGAAGGAGGACCUGCCGGAGAGCUAGUUCGCUUGUGCGGAGAGCCAGUUCGCUUAUCCUGCGGACAAAGAAGGAGGACCUGCCGGAGAGCCAGUUCGCUUAUCUGGGGACAAAGAAGGAGGACCUGCCGGAGAGCCAGUUCGCUUAUCCUGGGGACAAAGAAGGAGGACUUGCCGGAGAGCCAGUUCGCUUGUGCGGAGAGCCAGUUCGCUUAUCCUGGGGACAAAGAAGGACCUGCCGGAGAGCCAGUUCGCUUGUGCGGAGAGCCAGUUCGCUUAUUUUGGUGACAAAGAAGGAAGACCUGCCGGAGAGCCAGUUCGCUUGUGCGGAGAGCCAGUUCGCUUAUCCUGGGACAAAGAAGGAGGACCUGCCGGAGAGCCAGUUCGCUUAUCCUGAGGACAAAGCCAGUUCGCUUAUCCUGGGGGAGGACUUGCCGGAGAGCCAGUUCGCUUGUGCGGAGAGCCAGUUCGCUUAUCCUGGGGACAAAGAAGGAGGACCUGCCGGAGAGCCAGUUCGCUUGUGCGGAGAGCCAGUUCGCUUAUCCUGGGAACAAAGAAGGAGGACUUGCCGGAAAGCAAAUUCGCUUGUGCGGAGAGCCAGUUUGCUUAUCCUGGGUUCAAAGAAGGAGGACCUGCCGGAGAGCCAGUUCGCUUGUGCGGAGAGCCAGUUCGCUUAUUUUGGGGAGGACCUGCCGGAGAGCCAGUUCGCUUAUCUGGGGACAAAGAAGGAGGACCUGCCGGAGAGCCAGUUCGCUUGUGCGGAGAGCCAGUUCGCUUAUCCUGGGGACAAAGAAGGAGGACUUGCCGGAGAGCCAUUUCGCUUGUGCGGAGAGCAAAUUUGCUUAUCCUGGGUUCAAAGAAGGAGGACCUGCCGGAGAGCCAGUUCGCUUGUGCGGAGAGCCAGUUCGCUUAUUUUGGGGACAAAGAAGGAGGACCUGCCGGAGAGCCAGUUCGCUUGUGCGGAGAGCCAGUUCGCUUAUCCUGGGUUCAAAGAAGGAGGACCUGCCGGAGAGCCAGUUCGCUUGUGCGGAGAGCCAGUUCGCUUAUUUUGGCGACAAAGAAGGAGGACCUGCCGGAGAGCCAGUUCGCUUGUGCAGAGAGCCAGUUCGCUUAUCCUGGGGACAAAGAAGGAGGACCUGCCGGAGAGCCAGUUCGCUUAUCCUGGGUUCAAAGAAGGAGGACUUGCCGGAGCCAAUUCCAUUGUGCGGAGAGCCAGUUUGUUUAUCCUGGGUUCAAAGAAGGAGGACCUGCCGGGAGAGCCACUUCGCUUGUACUGGGACAAAGAAGGAUAA
Messenger RNA from Symbiodinium sp. CCMP2592, 2816 nucleotides. Lineage: Eukaryota; Dinophyceae; Suessiales; Symbiodiniaceae. The record is from the annotation of a GenBank genome assembly.